Molecule: messenger RNA, 1935 nt
Organism: Rhododendron vialii
Lineage: Eukaryota; Viridiplantae; Streptophyta; Magnoliopsida; Ericales; Ericaceae
Product: photosynthetic NDH subunit of subcomplex B 1, chloroplastic
Exons: 6
Coding region: 301-1815 (504 amino acids)
Biological process (GO): photosynthetic electron transport in photosystem I
Cellular component (GO): chloroplast; NAD(P)H dehydrogenase complex (plastoquinone)
Source: RefSeq, a predicted model, not a curated record
CAUAUGAUCGGGCAAUUGAAACUCUACCCGGCACUUCUAUCCUGUAUAUGGAUAUCAAAACGCACGUAUGUGUCACUUCUAACCGGUAUAUGAAUAUCAAAAUGCAUGUAUGUCCAUGUUCGGGACAUGUGAUUAGACUGAAACUCUGAAAGUGCAUCGAGAUUUGAAGCAACUUCGGAUUAGGACUACAGACCAUCCAAAAACUUGCAAAUUUUGUUUCACUACUCACACACUACUAGUAGUAGUAAAAAGCGGGAGAGCCUGGGGACCCACUUAUCCUACCAUCUUCCACACAUUCAAAUGCCAACGUCUACUGCUGCCCAAAUACAGUUACUUCACAGCCAACAAACCAGAAAAAGAAUCUACCCAAAUACUACUACAAUGGCUGCAUCCUCUCUCCUACCCAAAUCCAUCUCACCAUUUCCCAGAACCCCAACUCCAAAGUCCCCUCUAACCCACUUCCCUGCCGCCUCCUUCUCCACCCCACAACCGCCACACCUCCACCCUCUUUCCACCCUCAAAACCACCACUCUAAUCCCAAAUGCCAAGAAAAACCACUGGCUCGAUCCGUUUGACGACGGUGGAGACCCCGACAACAUAGAGUACGGCUCCAUGUUCGAGGACAGCAAUCAAGAGCCGUACAUGUUUGCUGACGGCAAGCAAGAGGAAGACCCAUCGCUGCCUGACAACCCAGAUAACCCGUACGGGUUCCUCAAGUUCCCUAAGGGAUUCAGUGUUGAAGUUGCCUCACUGGGGUCGAAACUCAGGGGAGAUGUGCGGCGGUGUUGCUGCAUGAUUUCCGGAGGCGUGUACGAUAAUUUGCUGUUCUUCCCGGUGAUUCAGUUGAUCAAGGAUCGGUAUCCCGGAGUUCAAGUGGAUGUGGUGACGACGGCGAGAGGGAAGCAGUGUUAUGAGUUGAAUAAGAAUGUGAGGUGGGCUGAUGUUUACGAUCCUGAUUUGGAUUUUCCAGAGCCGGCCGAGUAUACUGACAUGAUUGGAUUAUUAAAGAAUAGGUACUAUGAUAUGAUCUUAUCCACCAAACUGGCAGGCCUUGGCCAUGCAGCAUUUUUGUUCAUGUCGACAGCCCGCGAGAGAGUUAGCUACGUAUACCCCAAUGUAAAUGCUGCUGGAGCUGGAUUGUUUCUAUCGGAGACAUUUACUGCUGAUACCAUGAAUCUUUCCGAGGGUGGAUAUCACAUGUACCGCCAGAUGAUUGAUUGGUUGGGAAGACCAUUUCGCAAUGUACCAAGGCAACCGGUGCCUCCACUGAAGGUGUCGAUAUCAAGGAAGGUGAAGGAGGCUGUGGAGGCAAAAUAUAAGAACGCCGGUGCACAGAAAGGGAAGUAUAUAGUGAUUCAUGGGAUUGAAUCGGAUUCAAAAGCUUCUAUGCAAUCUAGGGGAGAUCCUGACAGCCUGCUACCCAUCCGAGUUUGGGCUGAAAUUGCAGAGGCAAUAAGUGGAGUGAGGCCGGUCUUUGUCAUUCCACAUGAGAAAGUAAGAGAAGAUGUCGAGGAAGAAGUUGGAUACGACACUAGUAUCGUCUUCAUCACUACCCCUGGGCAGCUUGCUGCUCUUAUCAAUGACUCUAUAGGGGUAAUAGCCACAAAUACAGCAGCCGUCCAAUUUGCCCACGCGCGUGGAAAACCCAGCAUUGGGCUGUUUUCUUCUGCUGAGAAGGGAAAAGUAUUUAUGCCAAACGCGGAAGAGAGAAAAUGCACGAUCGUGUCAUCUACGACAGGAAAAUUGAUAGAUAUCGAUGUCGAAGCUGUUAAAACUGCCGUCCAGAUUUUUCAGAUGCCCCUAGCUUUUGUAUAGAAGAAACGCGUUCGUUUUGCCAUUGAGUUUUUGUUCAUUUUUUCGUCCACUGUACACUGCCAAGCCAAGUUAUGAUCAAUGUGACAUCAGACUAAGUGAGAACUCUUUCACCUUUUCCAA